CUGUUCAUAAUCUUUAUGGACAGAAUUUCUAAGCACAGUCAAGGUCCGGGUGGGAUCCACGUCGGGAGCCAUUGGAUUUCAUCUCUGCUUUCUGCAGAUGAUGUUGUCUUGUUGGCUUCUUCGAGCCAGGACCUGCAGCAUGCACUGGGGUGGUUUGCAGCUGAGUGCGAAGCCACUGGGAUGAGAAUCGGCACCUCUAAAUCCAAGGCCAAGGAGGAGCCUGCAUCAAAGUUCAGUUUUGGAUUCAAUUCUUUGCCUUUAGUCCUACAGACAGAAGCACUUAGACCAGCUCAAAGAAACGGCCUCAGGAUGUGGGUCACAGCCAUCAUCUCUGUCUGCCUGUUGUUCAGUCCAUGCCUAACUGAUAUCAAAGAGUUAAGCUCCCACUUCACUGACACUAACCCAAACCCCAGAGGCCUUGGAGCAGAUGGGGCAGACAUGGAGACCAUUCCCCUGGACUUCCACAGAGAAAACACUGUGACCAACGACCUCAUUUUUGACGGUUCUGAGGACAAUGACUACAUUGAUUUUGACAAGAUCCUGUCAGCAGGCAGCGACGACUACAGCGAAGGGGAUGAGAUAGACGACAUAGCCACACCGGCCCCAGACAUCGAUAUCUUCGCUGAACCCUCCGACCCCAAGAUUCGCCGUGCUAGACUCCUGCGUCUGUUUCACGGCCGCUCUCGUCUUCAGCGCAUCAACAUCGUCAAUGCCCAUUUUGGCUUCAAACUCUACCGCAGUCUGCGCAACGACGUCAACCAGACCGACAACAUCUUGUUGGCUCCGGCUGGGAUCUCCAUUGCCAUGGGGAUGAUGUCUUUGGGCGCCGGACCCGGAACUCAGGAUCAGAUCUACAGGGCUCUGGGCUUCGUGGACUUUGUCAAUGCCAGCCACCAUUACGACAACUCAACGGUGCACAAGCUCUUCAGGAAGCUAACACACCGGCUCUUCAGGAGAAACUUUGGGUACACGCUGCGCUCUGUAAACGACGUCUACAUCAAGAAAGACGUUCCUAUCAAAGAUACUUUUCGUGCGGAGACGAAAGCUUACUACUUCGCGGAGCCGCAGUCUGUGGAAUUUGGAGAUCCCGCCUUUCUGGACAAGGCUAACCGUCGCAUUGAAAAGCGAACCAAAGGGCUGAUCAGGGAACCGCUAAAGAGUGUAGACCCAAAUAUGGUGCUGAUGCUGCUCAACUAUCUGUACUUUAAAGGUACAUGGGAACAGAAAUUCCCUAAAGAAAUGACACACUAUCGCAACUUCAGGAUCAACGAGAAGACGAACAUACGUGUGCCAAUGAUGACCAACAAGGGCAACUAUCUGGCAGCUGCUGACCACGAGCUGGACUGUGACGUCCUGCAGCUACCGUACACAGGAAACAUCAGCAUGCUGAUUGCCCUGCCGAGAAAGAUCACCAGGAUGAGGAACCUGGAGCAGGAGAUCUCUCCUACUGUGGUCAACAAGUGGCUCAAUAACAUGACCAACAGGACCCGUGAGGUUGUGUUACCCCGGUUUAAAUUAGAGCAGAACUUUAACUUGAAUGAAAACUUGAAGGAGAUGGGCCUGAAUGACUUGUUUCAGGCCAGUGCAGAUUUCUCCGGAAUGACAGAUGAAAAGGUUUCCAUGAACUGGCUGAAGCACCAGGGAACUAUCACUGUGAACGAAGAGGGGACAGAAGCUGCUGCUCUGACCCAGGUGGGCUUCAUGCCCCUCUCCUCUCAGAUCCGAUUCACCGUGGAUCAUCCGUUUCUCUUCUUAAUCUACGAGCAUCGCACAGACUGCCUGGUGUUCAUGGGUCGUGUGGCUGAUCCUUCUCAGAGCUAAACUACACAGUACAAAAUUUCCCUCUUAAGUCAAACUAGGUUUUAACAAACCUCCAAAAAAUACUGAUUUUAACAACUUAGGUAUUGUUAUUAAUUUAAAAAACACAAUAUGUCAAUUGUUGUUGGUCUUUGCUUUGUAGUUUGCCUUCAUUGGAACAUUUAAACUUCUCUAUUCUGUUUAGAGCUCUGAGUCUGAGUCACACAGUGAAUACCCGUUAUCUCUUUGUUAAUGUUUUAUCUUGUGCAGUGAAGGAAGAAAAGGUAACAGUCGCUGCUCUAAUACUGUUCUGUACAGAUAUAAUACCAAGAAAAGCAUGGAUUAAUUCUAUCAUCAACAAAGGAGAUAAUAAAAUAAUAACCAACACAUUUUCACA
This is a messenger RNA of Cynoglossus semilaevis (tongue sole), 2194 nucleotides long. Its product is annotated as heparin cofactor 2-like. Lineage: Eukaryota; Metazoa; Chordata; Actinopteri; Pleuronectiformes; Cynoglossidae. The record is from RefSeq and is a predicted model, not a curated record. The transcript has 8 exons. Gene Ontology annotation, molecular function: serine-type endopeptidase inhibitor activity. Gene Ontology annotation, biological process: blood coagulation; negative regulation of endopeptidase activity. The coding region runs from base 16 to 1821 and encodes 601 amino acids.